UCUUCCGCAUGCACUGCUCUCCUAGGCCUCUGAUCUCAGAACCGCGCGUGCGUACUCAUAGACUUCCGGAUCACCCAGGCCAAAUCGCCGAUGAGAUUAUGUUCCGCCACGUCGGGGGCACCUCUCAAGUAGCGCUGCUCGUGGUCUUCCUAGUGGCGUGUUUUACUGCAAUGUGACCUGGUUGACACCGCAAAAGGGUGAAGGCUGGCCGAGCGGGUCGGAUGCGCGCACAGAAACGCUUCAGUCUAUCCCAGAUCGACGAAGACGCGUACACUUGGAUCGGAGACGACUUCCCCAAGACGUUUCCAGUCGACGCUGGCCCCGUGCAGACAACCUUCGAGGAGAGCGUCCGCUACUCGCUCUCCGCACCCGAGGCCGAGGACGAGUGGCUCUGGACGGCACCGCUCGUGGGCGAUAACCACGUCCGGCUCGGACCGGAGAAGCGCAUGUUCGCUGUGCCCAUGUUCCACGAACUCCAUUGUCUGCGCAACAUACGCUCUGCGAUGGUCGACGGCCUCGACAGCAUGGGCCCCGUCGGGCAGGGGCACAUACACCAUUGCUUCAACUAUCUGAGGCAAUGGACAUUAUGCGAGGCGGACGUGUCGCUCGAGCCUGGGGACUUCGAGGAGAAGGCGUUUAUACGGGAGAGGGAGGGCGCGACGAGGGUGUGUUGAAUUGGGAGCCAGUGUAUAGCGCGGUGGAGAAGAACUGGGACGAGUGGGUACAGUUUCGGGACGCGCAUGGGCUGACGCCGCAGGUACGAUGAACAGCGAGGCGUCGGAUCAUCGAAGAUCAACCGU
Fomitopsis serialis is the source of this 800-nucleotide messenger RNA. RefSeq lists its product as uncharacterized. Lineage: Eukaryota; Fungi; Basidiomycota; Agaricomycetes; Polyporales; Fomitopsidaceae. The record is from RefSeq and is a predicted model, not a curated record. The coding region runs from base 222 to 674 and encodes 150 amino acids. The transcript is spliced from 4 exons. Gene Ontology annotation, biological process: mycotoxin biosynthetic process.